AUGCAGCACUUCGGUAAGGGGAUGAUGAGGGUGGCCAAGAAUUACACCAAAGGCUACUCGGAAGUGCAGGCCAAAGUGCGAGACGCGACGUCCAACGACCCUUGGGGACCGUCGGGUACGCAGAUGAACGAGAUCGCCCAAAUGACGUUUAAUCAGAACGACUUCAUCGAGGUCAUGGAAAUGCUCGACAAGCGACUCAAUGACAAGGGAAAGAAUUGGCGUCAUGUAUUCAAGUCCCUUACCGUUCUAGAUUACCUUCUACACGCUGGAUCGGAGAACGUAGUGAUCUAUUUCAAGGACAACAUCUACAUCGUCAAGACCCUCAAGGAGUUCCAAUACAUUGAUGAGGAUGGCAAGGAUCAAGGAGCGAACGUGCGUCAAAAGGCAAAAGAUAUCACUAAUCUGCUGCAGGACGAUGAGCGGCUGCGGAAGGAGCGACGUUCGCGCGCAAACAUGCGCGAUCGCAUGGUGCGCGGCCGGGGUGGCACCAUGGAUGGUGCGGACGAAUUCGGGGACGAAAAUGCCCAACGACGGUCGCGAAGCCUACCGCCACGGCGUCAGGGGACGGAAACUGACGCAGAGCUGCAGCGUGCGAUCGAGGAGAGCAAGAGAUCGCUUGCGGAGGAGCAGGCGCAGCAGGGCUGGAUGACGGCGGAGGAACGGGAUUUGCAGCAGGCGAUCAAGCUGAGCGAGGAAGAGGAGGCGCGGCGCGCUAAGGCCAUCGCGGAUUCAAAUAAUUCCUCGCUGUUCGAUGACCCGAAUCAAUCCACCAACCCUUUCCCACUAGUAGACAUGUCGGCAACCGGUCUCCAGCCGCAGUUUACGUCGAUGCAGCCGCAAUUCACAUCCUUCAACCCAUAUCAGCAGCAAGCGCAGCAGGAGGCCAUGCAGGCUGAGUAUAUGCGGCAGCAACAGGAGUGGAUGCAGCAGCAACAGCAGCUACAGGCGCAGCAGCAAGCGCAGCUUAUGGCCGCUCAGCAGGAAGAGAUGAUGCGGCAGCAGAUGCUCGCCAUGCAACAGCAACAACAACAACAGAUGCUAAUGGCACAGCCAACUGGCUUUGGCUCAAACAAUCCAUUCGCGCCGUCGACAUCGCCGGCGGUUUCAGUCACGACGUCCUCGCUGGGGCAGUACUCCCACUCCAUGUCGGCUUCACCAGCGCCCCAGAGCUCAAGUCCUGUCUUCAACUUGCAAGGCACCUACGCCAAUACCCCUAGCUCGGCUUCGCCUCCUCCUCCGUCACAUUCUGCGCCGCCGAGAUCACAGACAGCGCAGGGGAAGACACGCGCGGACGAGCAGCACGCACACCUCGCGGACCUGUUCGCCAACCGAGAGGAUGGUAUCGAUACCUUCGGCAAUUUCGGUCAACUCAGGUAUGGUCAGCAGGCCGGACGGUUGAUCGGGCAGUCGACGGGCCAGCCGCAAUCUUCUUACAAUCCCUUCUCGCAACAGCAGCAAAGUCAGCAAAGCAGCGAGCAGCCAUUCUUCUCCAUAUGAUAUAAGCGCAUGUCUGUCGCCUUCCCUUAUCAUCGCAAUUUCUUUGCCACCUAACAUUCUCUAGCUUCCUUUGCCCAAUUUGCUUCCGUCCCGAACUAUUGUUCGUAUGGGUUGGUUUAUCGACAAUAGUAUCCGUACACAUACCCUCCUUGCGUUAUU
Laetiporus sulphureus 93-53 is the source of this 1656-nucleotide messenger RNA. Its product is annotated as ENTH-domain-containing protein. Gene Ontology annotation, cellular component: endosome; plasma membrane; clathrin vesicle coat. Gene Ontology annotation, molecular function: phospholipid binding; clathrin binding. The coding region runs from base 1 to 1497 and encodes 498 amino acids. Gene Ontology annotation, biological process: endocytosis; actin filament organization. Lineage: Eukaryota; Fungi; Basidiomycota; Agaricomycetes; Polyporales; Laetiporaceae. The transcript has 6 exons. The record is from RefSeq and is a predicted model, not a curated record.